AUGCUCAACCCCAUGGGUCGCACAUACCAAGGCUACAUGCAAGCCAACCAGUCUGUCGUCGAGGAGGAAGACGAGGAGAACCAAGACCUUGAAGCGGGGAGCCCACGCCGUAGUACUUCACGCUCAGGCUCCCGCUCCACGACAAAGUCGCAUGGCAAACGCAAGGUUGCGUGGGGCGGAGACGCCUCAGAGAUGAAUGUCCUCCAUCCAAACAUACGUAGAGCGGACCCCAAAGAUGGUGAAGAGUCCUCAGAUGGCGAGGUCCCGGAAGAUUUCAUGAUCGAGGCGUCCAGUCAUGCGGCGGCGGCGGCGGCGGCAGCUCAGCAGCGCAGGACGACGUCUCCUCAACUCCAGAAGACCGCGAAGGGCAAGGAGCGGGAAGACCGUAAGCAACCACUCUAUGCGUCCCGCAAGGCUUCCGUCCAGAAACCUCUUCUCCCUACGACUACCGCCGACGCCCCCGUGUCGAUACCUCCAAGACCAUCCGAAAUCAACGUUGACCCGGAACCGCAGUCGGAACCUCUACACGAGUCUCCAACGAAGCAUAUACGCGGUUUGGAUGAGCAUGAACGUGCCCUGUGGAAUUGGGUGAACGUGUUUAACCUUGACGCGUUCCUCCAAGAGGCGUACUAUUACUACGAGGGGAAGGGGAUAUACAGUAUAGCACUAUCCCGAGGCUUGAAUCUCCUCACGAUUGGCUUCGUGAUUGGAUUCUCAACAUUCCUGCUUGGAUGCGUGGACUACUCUCGCAUACGACCAGAGAAGGUCACGCGAUUGCCAGACAUAGUCGUGAGCAGUUGUGUAUCUAGGUUCUCCGGGUUCACGCUUCUCUUCUUCAUGCUCUUCUCUACGUUUUUCAUCUGGCAGCUCGUCUCCUACACGCUGAGCAUGAUACGCCUCAUGGACAUGUAUCGCUUCUACACCCACCUCCUGCACAUCCCCGACGAGGACAUCCAGACCAUCUCCUGGCCUGAGGUCGUCCGCCGCAUCGGUGCCAUACGCGAAGAUAAUCCCCUCACGGCCAUUUCAUCCAACACGGCCGCCCACCAGUCCGUCACGGCGAAGCUCGACGCACAUGACAUCGCGAAUCGGAUCAUGCGCCAGGAGAACUUCCUCAUCGCGCUAUUCAAUAAGGAGCUGCUUGACCUCCGGGUGCCAGUGCCGCUGUUUCUGCAAGGCAUUCCGUUGUUCAGGCGGGCUGCGGACGAGCAGAAGGGGAAAAUGCUGACGCGGGCGCUGGAGUGGAAUCUGAGGUUUUGCCUAAUGGAGUAUCUGUUCGACGAGAGCGGGAGAGUGCGGAAGGUAUUCUUGAAGAGCAAGAACCGUGCAGCGUUGAUCGAGGGACUGCGGCGACGACUGAUAUUCAUGGGCUUCCUGAAUGCCAUCUUCGCACCAUUCAUCGUGCUGUACCUCCUCAUGUUCUUCUUCUUCCGCUACUUCGAGGAAUAUCACAACAACCCGUCCAAUAUCAGCGGCCGUGGGUACACUCCAUACGCUCAAUGGAAGUUCCGCGAAUUCAACGAACUACCGCAUCUCUUCAAACGUCGCUUGAACGAAUCGUACGAAACCGCCAGCAUGUACAUCGGCCAGUUUCCUAACGAGAAGCUCACGCUCAUUGCGAGGUUUGUCUCGUUCAUCGCAGGGUCCUUCGCUGCCGUCCUCGUGCUCGCGUCCAUCCUCGACCCUGACCUCUUCGUCCACUUCGAGAUCACCCCGCACCGCACGACAGUCUUCUACAUCGCCGUCUUCGGCUCCAUCCUUGCUGUCGCCCGCGGCAUGGUCCCGGAGGAGAACCGCGUGUUCGACCCCGAGCUGCUCAUGCAGGAAGUCGUCCAGUAUACGCAUUACAUGCCUGAUGAAUGGAAGGGCCAGCUGCACUCGAAGAAGGUGCACGAGGAGUUCGGGCAGCUCUUCGCGAUGAAGGUCAUGACGUUCGCGCAGGAGCUCAUGUCGGUAAUCUUGACGCCAUUCGUGUUGUGGUACUCGCUACCGCCGUGCGCGCCGGCGAUCGUGGACUUCUUUAGGGAGUUCACGGUGCAUGUGGACGGGCUGGGGUACGUCUGCUCGUUUGCAGUGUUUGACUUCCAAAGGCACGGGAACGUCAAGUUCGGCGCGAAGGCCAAGGUCGAGGAGCGCUUCAUGUCCAGGGAGGGCAAGAUGGAGAAGUCCUUCCUUAACUUCAAGGCCGCCCAUCCUGAUUGGACGCCCAACGACCCCCAUGGCUCCGACUACCUCUCCCGCAUGGCCGAUCUCGGCGCCGCGUACCCCAACGGCGUCACCCGUCGUCGCCUCCUCCAGCGCUCCAUCAUCGGGCCCGUCCCCGAGCAUGGCAUGGACUCAACAGUGCAUCUCCACGCCCCAGGGCCCCAGGAUAAGGCGAGGGAGUACGAUAGGGCGCUCCGUGCGAGCCAGAACGUGCGGAGGAGAGGCCCUGGAGCGAGCAUGAUGGGGAGCGUGCUGCACCCGGGGCAGCUGGGCGGAGUCGGCCAGAGUAUGCUCCAAUCGCACAUCGGAGGCACGGCAAUGGCGCAGACCGCCGUCCUCGGCGACUCGCAGGGGAGCGUGUUCCCCGGCACUGGGGCGGGAGGCAACGUCGCCGAUUCGGUCAUCCCAGAGGAGGAUCUCGCUGCGGACGGGGGCGUCGGGAGCACGCUGGGCGAGUCAUACGUCGAUGGACGGCGGCCGCGUGCGAGCAUCACACAGUCUCAGCAGGACGACGAUGAGGCGGAGUUGGAGGAUGGUGGUGUCCUGGGGCUGCUUGCGCAAAUUUAUGGAACGGGCGCGAACUUGAAGGGGCGUGGAAGGGGUCCACCACGUGCGAUUUGA
Dichomitus squalens LYAD-421 SS1 is the source of this 2826-nucleotide messenger RNA. RefSeq names its product APG9-domain-containing protein. The coding region runs from base 1 to 2826 and encodes 941 amino acids. Gene Ontology annotation, biological process: protein localization to phagophore assembly site; autophagy of mitochondrion. NCBI's taxonomy places the organism in Eukaryota, Fungi, Basidiomycota, Agaricomycetes, Polyporales, Polyporaceae. The transcript has 7 exons. Gene Ontology annotation, cellular component: autophagosome; phagophore assembly site. The record is from RefSeq and is a predicted model, not a curated record.